This is a messenger RNA of Lolium perenne, 1053 nucleotides long. RefSeq lists its product as uncharacterized. The record is from RefSeq and is a predicted model, not a curated record. Lineage: Eukaryota; Viridiplantae; Streptophyta; Magnoliopsida; Poales; Poaceae. Gene Ontology annotation, biological process: ethylene-activated signaling pathway; regulation of DNA-templated transcription. Gene Ontology annotation, molecular function: DNA-binding transcription factor activity; DNA binding.
AAUUAAUUCAAGAUUACUGCUCCACAAACAAGGGAGUCAUGGCGAUCGGAGCACCAGGGUCGUCGCACCAGCCACCGCGCGACGCAAGCAACAUCCUGGAGAACGUGUGGGCGACCAUCAUUGCGGAGACGCCGUCAGGGUGCACGUCGACGCCAGCGUCGUCGACUGCGGCGGUGUCGACAUCGUCAGGUGAUCAGGCCGGCGCGGACAUCCUUCGGCGGCUGCCCAGCCUGGGCAGAUGGAUCUCCAUGGGAGCCGACGAGUGGGACGAGCUCCUCAACCUAGCCGCGGCGCCGUCCCACGACGACGAGCAGCCCCCGCUGAUGGCGGCCUCGCCUGGAGGUGAAGCGCAGAGCACCACCAGCAAGGCGCCGUCGUCCAGGAGCUACAGAGGGGUGCGGCGGCGGCCGUGGGGCAAGUUCGCGGCGGAGAUCCGGGACACGCGAAGGAGGGGCGCGCGGGUGUGGCUGGGCACCUUCGCCACGGCGGACGAGGCCGCCAUGGCAUACGACGUGGCGGCGCUGCGCAUGCGCGGGCCACGCGCGCACCUCAACUUCCCGCAGGAGACCGUGCAGCGCCGCCUGGAGCGCGACGCGCAGCUCCAGGCUGCCGGCUCAGACGGCCACCAGGCCACCAGCCGCGUGCGCCGCAAGAGGAGGAGGAUGAGCGGUGCCACCGCCACCGAUCGUGCAAGAACCGUCGACGCUGGGGCGGCUGGAAGCUCCGACAUGCAGAUGGUGUCGUUCGCCGGCUCGGGGAGAGAUCACGGGACAACAGUGCAGGAUCGAUACGUGAUGAGGAGCGGUGAUGUAGGAGCUGCAAAUCGGGUGAUGGAGUUGGAGGAGAUUGGUAGCGAGUAUUGGGACUACCUGUUCCCGCCUAUCGUAUAGGGCCGGAUGGUGAUCAAUUUGUAGAGUUAAUUGGGUAUAUGGUUGUGUUUGUGUUUGUGUGUGUGGAUGACAGUACAUAGCAAUUAGCUAGCUGCAUUGAUCUCCCUGCUGAUUUAAUCUCAGUUUCAGUAGUAAUUCGUAUGCAUAAAGAUGCGUGAUAUGA